Messenger RNA from Cladocopium goreaui, 714 nucleotides. Lineage: Eukaryota; Dinophyceae; Suessiales; Symbiodiniaceae. The record is from the annotation of a GenBank genome assembly.
AUGCGGUCCAUACGGCGGAUUAGCGAAGAUUUGCUUCUGAGCCUGCCACAGACGGAGGAGGUUGCUGUCAUCUAUUCCGGCGGCUGCCUUGCUCGAGCUGGACGGAUGAGGCGGAUCCCGUUUAGUGCGAAAAAGCUUGAAUCAGGCGUUCUUCGCUUUCCUGUAUCCCGUAGCCGUCUGAAGACCUGCAAAAAGCAAUCUUUCAACUCCUGUGGGGAAGCUACCAACUUUCAGCCAACCUUCAGCGGCGUGGCCUUCCGCCCUCUAAAGGAACUUCCCCUGAUCAGCUUUGAAGAGAAGAAAAAGAUCCUAGGUUCUGCGGUCCCAGCACCAGACGAGUACCGAGAAAACCACCAUGAUGAUCAGCCGUUGUUUUGGCAGGAGAGCAAGCCCAUUGCUUUGUGGUUGGCUUUGCUGGAUGAACUUCGAAUCCAAAGCGUCUUCGACGUGUCCGCAGGAAGUGGGGCCCUGAUGGAAGCAUGCCUCACACGGGGAAUUCGGUAUCACGGCUUGUGCAUCAACAAAGAGCACAUGUCCUGGGUCCAGGCAAUUGCCGACAGGGCUGCGUGUGGGUUGAUUUCGGUCCAAGGCAGCACAUUGUUUUCUGACGAUCUUGCCAAAGCAGUCAAGGAGCGGUUCCCUGAAAUCCUGCAGGCAUUGGCUUGUGAUGCUGAUGAGGUUGAAAUUUUGGAGCCUGAUAGUGACGACAACUAG